Molecule: messenger RNA, 2072 nt
Organism: Mugil cephalus (flathead mullet)
Lineage: Eukaryota; Metazoa; Chordata; Actinopteri; Mugiliformes; Mugilidae
Gene: ptgesl
Product: prostaglandin E synthase 2-like
Exons: 7
Coding region: 26-1243 (405 amino acids)
Cellular component (GO): mitochondrion
Molecular function (GO): prostaglandin-E synthase activity
Source: RefSeq, a predicted model, not a curated record
CAACGCUUCACUCUUGCCCCUCGUGAUGCAUUGUGGGACUUUAUGUAAAGCCAACAUGGCAGCCGCCUGCGCCAGGAGCCUCAGUAAGGUCGGCUGGGAUCUUUUGGAUUCUCCAGCCGCCCACCGGCCCGGUACCUUGUCCUACCUGCUGGGGAAUGCUAGUGCACAUGGGUCCAGGAGGGCGUACAGUACCGGUGGGACCGGAUUCCGGUCCAAACUGCUCUCCUCAGCUCGGGCAGGAGGAGGCAGGGUGCUGGGCUGCGCCUUCCUGCUCGGUGGAGGUUUGGGUUUGUAUCAGACCUUGAAGCGGUCUGCUCAACAGCACCUGGCCGCGGAGGAGACCAAUGUGAGCCGGUUCUCCACAGAAGAGAGGUCAAGAGGAGGUCUGAAGCUGACCCUGUACCAGUAUAAGACUUGCCCAUUCUGCAGCAAGGUGCGAGCAUUUCUGGACUACUAUGGGCUGCCCUAUGAGAUUGUGGAGGUGAACCCGGUCAUGAGGAAGGAGAUCAAGUGGUCAGCUUACAGAAAAGUGCCAAUCCUGAUGGUGGAUGGUGAGCUGCAACUGAAUGACUCAUCUGUCAUCAUCAGCUCCCUCAAGACCCAUUUAAUCAAUAAAAUGUCCAGGGAGAAAAACCUGUCUGAAAUCCUUCGUUGCUACCCGGAGAUGAAGUCCACAAACGACAGGGGGAAGGAAGUGACAGAGUACAACAACAAGUACUGGCUGAUGCUAAACGAGAAUGAGACCGCCACGGUUUACCCCAAGAAGGAAAUGCAGACAGAGGAGAUGAAGUGGCGUAAGUGGGCUGAUGAGUGGCUCGUGCACCUCAUAUCUCCCAAUGUGUACCGAACUACUGGCGAAGCGCUGGCCUCCUUCGACUACAUCGUCCGCGAGGGCAAAUUUGGUUCUGUUGAAGGUUUCUUUGCCAAAUAUGUUGGCGCUGCAGCCAUGUUCCUCAUCUCCAAACGGCUGAAAAGUCGACACAACCUGCAGGACGAUGUCAGGCAGGAUCUCUACAAGGCCGUUAAUGACUGGGUUUCAGCCAUCGGAAAGAGCAGGCAGUUCAUGGGUGGAGAUAAACCCAACCUGGCAGACCUGGCCGUGUUCGGUGUCCUCAGAGUGAUGGAGGGCCUGCAGGCGUUUGACGACAUGAUGGAGAACACCAAAGUCAAACACUGGUACAACCGCAUGGAGAAGGCCACGCUAAACCACGAGGGUUCAGCAGCGGCCAAAUCCAGCCACUGAACAGUGACACCUCCAAGAAGAUCCGCCUCUUUUGUUGGGAUUUUCACCAGACUCCAUGUGAGAAAUGCGUGUGAGCCUAUUGAUCUGGGUGAAUGAAUCAACUGCAGACAUUCAUGUAGAUGGAGAGGUCUCACACACAGAAACUUAAAGCUGUAAGAUAUUACAUUUUAGGAGGAAACCAUCAAAUCUGCUGCUCUUAUUUAAUGAGAUUCUCUGACAUCUACUGUCAUUUCUGGCUAUUUCAUACAAACAUGUUUGAUUUAUUUAGUUUUACUGGGAAUUGAAUGUCUGACUUAUUUCCCAUUCCAUAGUCAGACGGCGUAAAGGCAUCAACAGAUGUCCAAAAGCUGAGAGCUUCCUCAAAGCCCAGAUGUUGGAUUUACAUACAGAUAAAUAGAGGAAAAAAAUAUCUGUAUCUCUACUGUAAAAAUGUUGAGAUUUUUUCCUUAAAUAUUGCGCUCCUUUUAAAAGCGGUUAGUGUUUGGUACGAUUGGAAAAAGACAAAGAUCUGUAAUAAACUGAACUCUAUUUAAACGGUUCAUUAACUUUGUUUUUUCUGCACUCAUUCAAAGUUUAAUUUUAGGCUCAGCAGCUUUUAUAUUUAAUUUGGCGUUUAUUUUUUUGUCAAACAAUGCAGGAUCAGUACAGCAGCGAGGUGGUGAUAAGUUCUCAACUCGUGCUCUCGUUUGAGGUGAAAAAAUCUAAAUAAAAUGUAAGAAUGAACUUAACAUGCAAUCCUUUAACUGCAAAAAUAAUUACUGAAUUGAUUGUUUGAAAACCCAAAUGUGCAUAGUUGUAAAAAUGUCAAAUAAAAAAAGGAAACCUUGAA